UAUGCCCUCGGUCUCUGGUUACGAAUGGGGUGCUGACAGACCAUCGUUAAUGGAUAUUUAUAGGGCUCUGAUCAGGACGACAAUUGAUUGCAGGUGUAUAGUUUAUGGAACAGCGGCGAAGACUUGGCUUCAGAAACUGGACAGAAUCCAUUAAAUAGCUUUAAGGAUAUGUAUUGAUGCGUUUAAAUCAACAUAUGUAUGUGCUUUACUAGUGGAGGCUGCUUUUGGAUAUAUGCCGUAAAAAAUUGUCAUUAGCUUUUCGGAGCCAGUGAGUGUGGUGUUCAAGGUGUACUGUCUGUCAGUGAUGACAAUGGUGGCAGCAACUUACACUGUGGUAUUACGAUACACAAGGACCAUAUCAUCAACAGCUAUGUACUUCUCUACAACAGCAGUAUGCGUCACAGAGGUUAUUAAAUUGUUCUUGAGCCUUGGGAUGUUGACCAAAGAAGCUGGCAGCUUUGGCAGGUUAAAAGCAUCCAUAGUUGAACAUGUGUUUCAGUGUCCAAAAGAGCUGCUGAAACUGAGUGUUCCCUCUGUGGUCUAUGCGAUUCAGAAUAACAUGGCCUUCAUAGCCCUGAGCAAUCUUGAUGCAGCUGUGUAUCAGGUGACCUAUCAGUUGAAGAUCCCGUGCACAGCCCUAUGCAUGGUCCUAAUGCUGAACCGCUCUCUCAGCAGGCUGCAGUGGUUGUCUGUCUGCAUGCUGUGUGGGGGUGUUGCUUUGGUCCAGUGGAAACCUGCAGAGGCCACUAAAGUCCAGGUUGAGCAGAACCCUUUUUGGGGGUUCAUGGCCAUUGCUAUCGCUGUAUUCUGCUCCGGAUUUGCAGGUGUGUACUUUGAGAAGGUCCUGAAGAGCUCAGACACAUCCCUAUGGGUGCGGAACAUCCAGAUGUACCUGUCUGGCAUCGUGGUCACCCUCGCUGUUGUUUACAUGACUGAGGGUACUCAGGUUAUACAGAAAGGCUUCUUCUACGGUUACACGCCUUGGGUGUGCUUUGCAGUUUUUCUGGCCAGUGUCGGUGGUUUGUACACAUCAGUGGUGGUGAAGUACACAGACAAUAUCAUGAAAGGCUUCUCUGCUGCAGCCGCCAUCGUUCUCUCUACUGUGGCAUCCGUCACUCUGUUUGGGCUACAGAUAACUGUUAACUUUGCCAGUGGAGCAAUGCUAGUGUGUAUCUCCAUAUACCUGUAUGGACUCCCAAAACAAGACACCACCAAGCUUCCAAGAGCAGACAAGGAUGCCAAGCAGAAACUAAUCACUGUUUGAGGCCUGGAAGAACUUAAACAUUUUUGGCCUUUCCUGACCACUGAGCUGGACCUGCCCGAGGCCCUCUGUUGCGUAUAGAAUAAGAGCGUCAGCAAGGAACUUUAAUUUAUCAUUAAUGCUGGAGCAUAAAUUAAGGGAUUUUAAAAUACACUUCAAUAUUCUGUGGCGAUUGUGGAGCUGAGGCAUAAAAAUUACCUGUUUUUGUUGACUGUGUUACUGCUGUUAGUCACGGACAAUAGUUACGAAUCUUUGUCAGUCAUUCCACUUGUCACAGUACUAAAUGUAUAUACACAGCUGACAAUCUCAUUAUUGUAGCUGUCAUUAUCUAUAAUACAAUCUUGGGUCGUCUGUUUUGAACAUUCAAAAUACAUUUGUUGACUCAAUGUUAAUGGCAAUAAAUCUGAACUGUUAUGCAUUGCCA
Messenger RNA from Oncorhynchus nerka (sockeye salmon), 1685 nucleotides. Its product is annotated as CMP-sialic acid transporter-like. Gene Ontology annotation, biological process: pyrimidine nucleotide-sugar transmembrane transport. The transcript is spliced from 8 exons. Lineage: Eukaryota; Metazoa; Chordata; Actinopteri; Salmoniformes; Salmonidae. Bases 305 to 1264 code for a protein of 319 amino acids. Gene Ontology annotation, cellular component: Golgi membrane. The record is from RefSeq and is a predicted model, not a curated record. Gene Ontology annotation, molecular function: pyrimidine nucleotide-sugar transmembrane transporter activity.